Messenger RNA from Salvia splendens (bonfire salvia), 743 nucleotides. Its product is annotated as succinate dehydrogenase subunit 6, mitochondrial. The record is from RefSeq and is a predicted model, not a curated record. The transcript is spliced from 3 exons. The coding region runs from base 61 to 477 and encodes 138 amino acids. Gene Ontology annotation, cellular component: respiratory chain complex II (succinate dehydrogenase). NCBI's taxonomy places the organism in Eukaryota, Viridiplantae, Streptophyta, Magnoliopsida, Lamiales, Lamiaceae.
AGUGAUUUUGUUGGACUGAAAAUCCCCAAAAGCCAAAACCAAUUGAUCGCUGCAGCGGAGAUGAAAAUGAGCGAAAUCGAGGAAUCAGGAAGAAGCUUGUGGCAUUCUGUGAAAAAGAGUUUUCAUCUCGACGAUUAUUCCAAAAUUUUAAACCCUGAUAGACCUUUGUCCCAUCGGAGUAGUGCCGCCGUCCAGCAGUUCAUCACAUCUGAUCCCGUCCACGGACCUGCGCUGAAGGCUGCAGAGGAAGCAGCUAACUUUGCUUAUGUAGGUGCUGCUGUUGGAGCGAUUACAACUGGUGGAAAUGCUUGGAGGUGGUCAAAGAGCCCUCACGGUACUGUGUUGUCUUUUGCUUUUGGAGCAGUAGUCGGAUUCACCUUGGGAGCUGAGGCUGCUAACCACUGGUACCAGUUAUAUAGGCUGGAUACAGUUGGAGCACAGGUUAAAUUCAAUGAGUGGUUGCAGAAGAGAACCUGAGGAGAGCCUUUAAUUUAGGCCAUAGAAACACCAAAUGGAGCACCCCUUGCAGUAAUAAUGAGAUUUGUCUCUCUAUCUCUCUUGUUUGCUCUUUGUUUUUGCAUGUAGGACUAAUGUCCUGUUUCACCUAGUCGUUUUCAAAUAGUGUUUAUCGUGUUACUUCCCUGGGUUCUCGUCUCGGAAUAGAAUGUAAAUGCUGGUAAUUAUACUCCCUCCAUCCCCAAACAAUAAUCUUUUAUUUAUGACAAUUUUUUCUUUCUUAUAAA